Messenger RNA from Parasteatoda tepidariorum (common house spider), 3500 nucleotides. The record is from RefSeq and is a predicted model, not a curated record. NCBI's taxonomy places the organism in Eukaryota, Metazoa, Arthropoda, Arachnida, Araneae, Theridiidae.
UUUCAUAAAAAGAAAAAAUAAUUCUCGAAUAAUUAGCCCUUUCAUUUACAUUCGCAUAUGUAGUCCGCCAUUGGUCUCGAACUCACACUUGUGGGAUUCGCAGUUAUAUCACAGGACCAUGGUCAUGUGACUGUUUAAAAGGAAUUACACAGCCAUAUCACUGGACCCUGGUCAUCUGACUGUUUAAAAGGAAUUACACAGCCAUAUCACAGGACCGUGAUCAUCUGACUGUUUAAAAGGAAUUACACAGCCAUAUCACAGGACCAUAGUCACCUGACUGUUUAAAAGGAAUUACACAGCCAUAUCACAGGACCGUGGUCAUCUGACUGUUUAAAAGGAAUUACACAACCAUAUCACAGGACUGACUGUUUACAAGGAAUUAUACAGCCAUAUCACAGGACCGUGGUCAUCUGACCGUUUAAAAGGAAUUACAUUUGCAGUGCGUUUGCAUUGGAUGAACCAUAUUAUGUUCCAUUUUGUAGCCUUUAAUAGUUCGUCUAAAAUAACUUCCAGCAAGAACAUUGUUUGUCGGUGAUAAAAUCUCUCCUACAAUGCUGUGAAAAGUGGAACUUUAAAUCCAAAUGCUGUGAAGGUUUCAUUGAGUCUUCAGAUAUGGUUCCUGAUUUGUAAACUCAAUUAAAAUGCAUAUUACUUAUCAUUACAUUGUUGCUUUAGUUAUUAGACUAAUAUUAAUUAUAUAUGGAAUUAUUCAAGACAAUGUUUUAAAAGUCAAAUACACUGAUAUUGACUACCAUGUUUUCACUGAUGCAGCAGAAUAUGUCUUAAAAGGGGACUCCCCUUUUAAACGUCAUACAUAUCGAUAUACACCAAUACUGGCAUAUAUGUUGCUUCCGAAUAUAUUGGUGCAAAAUGCAUUUGGUAAAAUUAUCUUUAGUGUUUUGGACAUCUUCACUAGUAUUCUCAUAUUUAAAGUACUUAAAAAUCAUGGUUAUAAUGCAGACAUUUGUAAGAAAAGUUCAUUUAUGUGGUUGUAUAACCCCUUAACAAUGGUUAUAUCUACAAGAGGAAAUGCUGAAUCAAUCAUGUCAACUUUAGUGAUCCUCUGUAUUUAUCUUUUUCAGAAAAAUAAACCAAGUCUUUGUGGAUUGGUGUAUGGACUUUCCGUACAUUUUAAAAUUUAUCCGUGUAUUUAUGCUAUUUCAUUUUACUUUGCUUAUUCAUCUGCUUAUACUAGUCAAGAUAAUAAAUUCAAAUUUCUGUUUCUGCCUAAUAAAAACAAAUUAUUUUAUAUGUUUUUCAGUGUAAUUGGAUUUGCCAUUCCAACAGUUCUAUUUGUAUUUUUGUAUGGUGAAGAGUACAUAUGGGAAGCACUGUUGUACCAUGUGUCUAGAAAGGAUAUUCGACAUAAUUUCUCACCUUAUUUCUAUGUUUUAUACUUAUCUGAGGCCAUGGAUAGUCGCUUACCUAUGUUUAUCUCUGUGCUGGCCUUCAUUACACAAUUUUUGACUGUAUUUAUUACCGCAUGGGUUUUUCACUCACCCAGGCUAUUACCCAUUUCAAUGUUUAUUCAAACUUUUUGUUUUGUUACCUUAAAUAAGGUGUGCACAUCGCAAUACUUUUUGUGGUACAUUUGUCUGUUUCCCCUGUCUUAUCCAUCAUUAAAUAUAAAAUUUAAACAAAUUGCCACAGCGUUUGUUCUGUGGAUGGCAAGUCAGGGAUUGUGGCUUUUCCCAGCUUAUUUAUUAGAAUUUAAAGGAUAUAAUGUGUUUAUAUGGGUAUGGAUUGCUAGUCUGAUUUUUUAUUCUGUAAAUAUGUAUUUGAUUUGCUUGUUUGUUAAGCAUGUUAAAUGUAAGCAUGAUUCUAAAAAAUAUAGGUGAACAAAGUUGUUUCGCAAAGUAUAAUCAAUUUUAAAUUUUUGUUGAAUAUACUUCCUGAAUGUUAUUUUAUUUUGUUAAAACAUGUAGUUAUCUGACAAGCGUCAAAAAUUUAUUUUUUUUUAGAAAAAAGAUUAUUACAAAUAGAUUGUUAUAAAAUUAUUUUAUAAUUUUAAAUAUCAAUUUUAAGCUUUUGUACUUCAAAUAAAAUAUACAUCACGUUGUUUUAAAAUGAUUUAAAGCUAUGUUUAAUAGCUUGUGAAAAAUUUGGGAGCUAAUUUUGCUUCAUGUUUACCAAACAAUUAGAAUGAAAUUUUUGCCUACUGGAUUCUUCAAAAUGAUGUGGCCAAAUGAAAAAGUAAAGCGUUCAUGAAAAAAUAAUAAAAAAUUCAGCAGGAUUAAACUCGAUUUGCAGCUGCUAGAAAGAGUUGUAAAUUAUAUGCCAAAGCAAUAGGAAAAAAAGAAAAAAACAAUUUUACAUCAUUUUAGUUACAUAGUAAAAGCCUGAUUAUCCAGAAUUCAACUUAGAGAAUGACUCAAAUUAAUUUGAGUGUUUCUUAUAGAUUUUAAAUUUUUUUUUUCAUGGUGUGGCAUUUUUUUGUUGAAGAUACAGUAAUAUGGAAAUCUGAGAUUUUCAGACAGUUCAAAGGAAGUUUUAUUUUAAAUUAUUUUUUCUUCUCUGUUCCCUUUUUGAUUUCAACCUAGCAAUUUAUUUUUUAUAACAAUUAGUAUCUUAUUCAUCUUUAAUAAUUUAUGUAAAAUUUCAGUUUAUUUCCCUUUAUCUUAAUUCUAUAAGUGGGGAUUCUGAUAAACUUUAAUUUUUUAAUGGUGCUUUUAUUGUGACGCUACAUUUUUCAAAGAAGUACAAUAAUAUUGAAACACAGGAUUUGUGCUAUUAAAUAAGUAGAACAGAUGGUAAUUAAGUAAAUGUUAUUGAUGUCGCUACGAAUUAAAAGCCGUUUUUUUUAUUGCGUUUUUUUGCCAUUUAGCACAUUAUUAUUCUAUAUAUAAUAAUGUUUUUGAACAACUAACUUUUAUUGCUAUUUUUUAUAAUUGCUAGUUCUGAUAAUUUUUUUUUGUUGUUUAUUAUUAUUAUUAAAGCAUGGCACCUUACAAAUGUAAUGAAGAAAAUUAGAUUUUAUGCAUUCAAGUAUCUGGAAUUUUAUUUAGAAUGUUACAAUUUCCGCACAUUCUGAAUAGACAAUCUUUUACCAUACUGUAUUUCUUGUACCAUAUUGUAUUAGAUUUACAUCUGUAUUUCCACAUUUACUACUACAUUGUCGCAAAUUUACUACCAAGAGUACUACAGGAGUUGCUCCAAGUUAUGGUCAGAUGCCUGAAAAAUGCAAUACAUCGAUGCUACAGGAAACUACUCCCCUUCUCAACCAUGCAACCAGUUUUUUGAACGCAUCCUGGAAAAAACUUAAGAGUCCCCAUUUUUCUGUCUUUUUUUUUCACUCUUUUUUAUGUAAAUUUUAUUGUACUCUAAUCAAUUAUGUAUUUACGUUUUUCUGAAUGACAUAAAUUAUGAAUUUAUUGCUGUGUUCUUGUCUACGUAUAUGUAGAGGGAGCUUAAAGAUUUUAUUUUUUGUGCUGUAUGAAUAUAUUUAGUUAAAUUUGGUUGUCAAAAGCAAAAGUAUCACUAAUAAAUAAAUUCUUAAAUAA